This is a messenger RNA of Calidris pugnax (ruff), 1313 nucleotides long. It is a transcript of the gene TVP23A, whose product is annotated as trans-golgi network vesicle protein 23 homolog A (S. cerevisiae). Gene Ontology annotation, biological process: vesicle-mediated transport; protein secretion. The transcript has 7 exons. NCBI's taxonomy places the organism in Eukaryota, Metazoa, Chordata, Aves, Charadriiformes, Scolopacidae. The record is from RefSeq and is a predicted model, not a curated record. The coding region runs from base 241 to 882 and encodes 213 amino acids. Gene Ontology annotation, cellular component: Golgi membrane.
AGCCACACGGGAGCAGGGGAGACGGUCGGUCCCCCCACCGGCCCCAGCGCCACUUUAACCGGGGUGGUCCAGCCCUCAGGCGCGGCCUCCGGGUGACGGGGAGCCCCGGGCCCCGGCCUCGCCGCCGUCUGGCCCCGGGCAGGCGGCAGCCCGGACCCUUUUCCCUGAAACACCUCCUGGGCCCUGGCAACCAUCGCGCCUGGUAACCGGGCUGCGGGGCCGGGCCGGCCGAGGCGCAGGAUGAAGCAGGCGCUGGUGGACGAUACCGAGGAUGUGUCCCUCGACUUCGGCAGCGAGGAGGAGCUGGCGCUGCGGAAAGCAAAGAUCAGGCACCCACUGGCCACCUUUUUCCACCUGUUUUUCCGAGUGAGUGCUAUUAUUACCUACUUGUUCUGUGACUGGUUCAGCAACAGCUUUGUUGCCUGUUUUGUCACUAUUCUGCUCCUUCUAUCCUUUGACUUUUGGUCAGUUAAGAAUGUGACAGGAAGACUCUUGGUUGGUUUGCGUUGGUGGAACCAGAUUGAUGAAGACGGGAAAAGCCACUGGGUGUUUGAAGCAAGAAGGGUGCCUACAAGAGCUGCCUCAACUGAAGCUGAAGCUCGAAUCUUCUGGCUUGGUCUCAUUAUCUGUCCAGUUAUUUGGACAGUGUUUUUCUUUAGCACCUUGUUCUCCUUGAAGCUGAAAUGGCUGGCUCUUGUGAUCGCCGGGAUCUCCCUUCAGACCGCUAAUUUAUAUGGCUACAUCCACUGCAAAUUAGGGGGACAAAAAAGCAUCAGCAGAGCAACAUCAAGUUUUUUUGUCACAGCGGACGCUCCCAACAGACAGGCAGGGAGACUCUCAGAAGACCACACUGAAGAACACGGGAAGACUAGCACCAGAUAAUCAAAUAAGGAAGAGCAAGACAGAUGAGAAGUAAAAUUACUCAUUUAUGAAAGCUGUUCUUCAUAAGAAGAUAUUUAAGCAUAGAAUUACACCUGCAUGAAAUAAUGAUUGUGUCAUUUGUGUUUCAGUCUUUAGAUUCUGAAAGGUUUUGAGUCUGUUAUUUAAAAAUUUCAUCAAAGAGCAGGCUGUAUAAGCAUAAACGCCAUGCUGAUGUUUAUACAGAGCACACUUCAUUAAGAAAAAUAUAGGCCAACUCACCUGAAACUGCUGGAUUAUCUUAAUGAAGAAUUAGAACAUAAUCAAAGGACGAUGCUAUUUGUUUAACUGUGGAGCUACAAUAAAGAAAAUCAAAGUGCCGUUCCCUCUUGUGCACAAUACUGAUUUAUCAAAGCUUCGUUUCCUCAAUAAAAAAAAGGAACUACAAUCACAAA